Puccinia graminis f. sp. tritici CRL 75-36-700-3 is the source of this 2304-nucleotide messenger RNA. RefSeq lists its product as uncharacterized. Lineage: Eukaryota; Fungi; Basidiomycota; Pucciniomycetes; Pucciniales; Pucciniaceae. Gene Ontology annotation, molecular function: ATP binding; tRNA binding; serine-tRNA ligase activity. Bases 40 to 1881 code for a protein of 613 amino acids. The transcript has 3 exons. The record is from RefSeq and is a predicted model, not a curated record. Gene Ontology annotation, biological process: mitochondrial seryl-tRNA aminoacylation. Gene Ontology annotation, cellular component: mitochondrion.
ACACAUGGGUGAUGUCAUUGAUUGUUGUGGGUCAGCUUAAUGAGUGAGGGCUCCAGUCCGAGUGGCGUGGGUGUCUUCUCUCUCUCAACCACCACCAUGACCCAACUUCAUUCUUCGAUCUCCCUCUGCCUUCGCCGUCGAUUCUCGGUGUCGACCACAUCGCCAAGCAGCUCAUCCGCGACCUCCGUCCCUGCGCAUCCACCCAGGCCGGUGAUCGAUUAUAACCGAAUCACAUCCAAUAGGAAUGCGUGUGCAAAGAAUCUGGUCGACCGGAAGUCUCAUCUGACGCCGGACGCGAUCGAGGACGUGGCGUAUCUCUACUCGGAAUAUAAGAACCUAUCCAAGAAAUUGGUCGAAGCCAAACAGCGCCAGAACUCGCUUGGAAACAAGAUCAAGGAGGCCAUCGGAAGCCUCACUCCAGCAACAAAAGAAAACUCCCAGAAUCGAGCCAAGGACGAGGAGGAGCUCUUACUGAGUACCACUCCGCUGCCAAGCAAGAAGUCGAACGAUUCACUCCAUCAAUCACUCGGCGGGAAUCUAGAGCUUGCUGCCAAGGUAAAGGAUUACCACUCCGAGGCAGCCACACUGAAGGAUGCGAUCUCAAACUUAUCAAAGGAUGGGGUCACCUUGGAACAGCGCCUCUUGGAUUUGGCUACUCAACUACCCAAUGAAAUUCACCCCAGUGUGCCGAUCGGGGCCUACGAGCAAUCCGAGAUCGUCUCUCUAUCCUCAGGCUGUACCCUUUCAGCCGACCCAUUGCCCUUCAACUCCUUCGAACUGCCUUCUCGCCCACCCGACCCAAACCGGGACCAUCUGAAGGUUAUGACUGAGCUUGGGUGGUUAUCGUUUUCAGAUGGACAGAAGACAACCGGGCCGUCGUUCCCCUUCCUGGUCGGAAACGGGGCCUUCCUAGAGCUCGCACUGACACAGUAUGCAAUCUCACUCGCCGUCCGGUCCGGCUGGAAUCUUACCCUGGGGCCUGACAUCGUCCGAACCGAACUAUCAGAUCGAUGUGGGUUUUCUCCCCGGGACGGGGGCGAAUCCAAUCACACUUACUUUGUCUCAACCCACAAGACCAACCAGACCGACUCAGAGGAAGGUGAUCGAUCCUUAGAACACCUCUCGACCCCCAACCUCUGUCUUGCCGCGACGGCCGAAAUUCCCCUCGUGGGCUCCUUUCACUCCUCAACCCUCCCCAACAAGACCUAUCCUACAUUCCCACUGAACCCCAUCCAACUCGUCAGUCUGGGAACCGCUUACAGAGCAGAAGCGGGCUCGAGAGGGAGCGAAAGUCGAGGCUUAUAUCGAAUCCACCAGUUCAAGAAAGUUGAAAUGAUGGCUAUCACCGGCUCAGACCUAACAACGAGUGAAAAGAUGCUUCAAAAGAUGCUCGAGCUUCAGAUUCAAAUCGUUUCUAGUCUAAAUUUACCUUACAGAGUCUUGGAAAUGUCGAGUCAGGAGUUAGGCGCAUCAGCCUAUCACAAGUAUGAUAUUGAGACGUGGAUGCCAGGUCGAGGACGAUGGGGAGAGGUCUCUUCCGCCUCAAACUGUACGGAUUACCAAUCCCGGAGGCUCGGUAUCCGCUCGAAAGCACGUCAGCCAUGUCCCGAUCCGUGCACAGGGCCGGAGGACUCGGCAGAAGGUGGCCGAGAGAGCAAGCCAGUUACGGGCCGGAAAGCGAGCGACAAGCCGGCCUUUGUCCACACCCUCAAUGCAACCGCCGCAGCAAUGCCCCGGCUGAUCGUCAGUCUGAUCGAGAAUGGCGUCAUCCUGGACCAGAACAAUCGGGUGACUGCCGUCAAACUGCCCGCACCCUUGAAAAAUUUUUGGUUGGGUGAAGCCACCAACAUUGAGUGGGUACCUUCUAAAUCGUCGCCUUAACUCAUGUUGGCAGCGUGCCCUCCUAUUUUUCUGGAAAGAAAACUUCAUGUGUAUAUUCAUAUCCACAAAUAUUCGACAUUCUGUUGAUCUUGAUUUUGCCCUUAAGAUGUGCCACUCAAAACUAGAUAUAGAAAGGCAUUUCAGUUCACAUGUUUUUUUCUUUCCUUCAAUUUUUGAGAUCGUUGUUCUUGUCCGAAACCUAUUGAUGCAUUGCUUUGUUUUGGCACGUAUCUGCUGACAUGAUAAUAAGAAACAGAGAUUGUGAGUAUGUAACAUGCAGGCAUUUGCAAAGAUGCGCUGUAAUCAUGUCAAUUCAGCAAAGAUACGGCCCCAAGAAAUCAAGGUUGAUCACUGCAAAUCAAUUUCAAAGCAUCAAUGAAACAAUAGCAAAAAAAACGGUUGAACCAGUAACGAAGUAGAAUC